GUUCAGCUCCUGUGGAUCCGCCGAAAGCUCCCAGGCCCUCGACGACUUUUUGUACGCCCACGGACGCAGGAGCCCCAGGAUUCUUCCUGGAUGUAUGCUGCGGUGCCAACGCUCCGCUUUCUGAGAGUCUCCGGAAAUCCGGUAUUCAGUGCAUCUGUGUUGACGCCCUGGGCUCAGAGCCACUUGACUUGCUGGAUGACAAGACCUAUGAUAGUAUUCUGCGCUUGGCUUUUUCGGGAACAGUUCGCAUGGCACACGCUGCUCCUCCCUGCAAAGAGUAUUCCCGCUUGAAGCUUCGCCCAGGUGGCCCACGUGCUGUUAGAAGCCCUGAUUUCCUCAACGGCUUCCCCGAGAAUACUCAGUCACAGCAGCAGCGAGUGGAGAUAAGCCAGAAGAUCAUGUAUCGAUCCGUAUGCAUCUUGCAUGCUGUUUUCGCUUCAGGUGGCCAUGCUUCUUUAGAGCAACCCACUAACUCCAUGGCCUGGCUUGAACCUUUCGUCCAAGACUUUUUGUCCGAGGUGCAGGCUACACUAUCUGUGGUCCCAGCUUGUUCAGUGGGUAUGGAUGUUGCGAAACAGUGGCUCUUUGCCUCCAGCUUCGCGCCGGUGCAACAGCUUGCGGGCACUUGCUCCCACCAAGGUCAACACCAGUCGGUCAUCGGCGCACGUGAUGAGCAAGGCCACUUCCUUUCUCAACGGACUGCAGAGUACCCUUCCGCUUUGGCAUCACGUUACAGCAACAUUGUCUCCCCACUUUUUGAGGGGUACAAGCUACAUGAGUGCACCAGCUUUUGCGCACUCAGCUUUGCGUUGCAGUGUAUCCCACCAGAUUUGCUUUCUAGGAAUGGCAACAAUGGCUUCUGGAAAAGCACGUCCCUGCCAGACUUGCCCAGCACGCGCUUCUCUGACAAGCACUCGACUUCUCAGGACUGGGAUUUUUCCGUGCCACCAGGACAACCAUAUUGUUUGUCCGCUUUGUCGCGCCUUAGCCACUUGAUUGCAGACAAGGACACCUCGCUUUUUCCGGCACUGAUGCAAGGUGUGCCAACCGGCUUCGACAAGGACAUACCUCGCAGUCAUACGCUGCGCCCACGGCGUGAGACCGAUAGUGACGAGGGCCAUGAACUUUUGAUCUGUGAGGGCAACUGGAAAGGCGCGGAAGAAGACCCAGCUUUGCUUCAACAGCUGAUUGAAGAGGAGUUGGCAGCAGGCUACCUUGAGGUCAUUCCGGAUUUGGAAACAGCUUUCCGACACUGGGGCAAAGAGCGU
Molecule: messenger RNA, 1268 nt
Organism: Symbiodinium necroappetens
Lineage: Eukaryota; Dinophyceae; Suessiales; Symbiodiniaceae
Source: the annotation of a GenBank genome assembly